AUGAAGGAGUCGCACCGGCAAGGCCGCGGCCGCCGUGGCUCGCAGCUCGGCGACGAUGACUUGCCUUCGUCUGCCUACGACACGCCGCCGCGCCGCCAGGAGGACUCGGACGGUGACGAUUCCGACGAAGCAACAGCAGAAGACGAACGCGACGGAGGCGCGGAAGAAGGCGACCGCCUGGGCCAGUGGCAGGUCGGCUCCAUGCCUUCCAAGUUCCACCUGAACCAGCUUUCCGUGCAGGUAACUUCGCUAGCUUCCAUCGUAUCUUGGAUCUGUGAAGGUCUCCGUGCUCACAACCUGUUCGACGAAAUGACGAUGUGUUGUGCUUUUGUGGCCAGUCGCCAAAAGGGGACAUCAGCUACCCUGCUGUCAAUUUCGCUAACUCUUUGGCCGCAUACUGAGUGGCUUCGCACUGAUACGAGACGAACAGCAGUGGGCUUAGACUUUGACCGUGAGUCACUUGAGUGGUGUCUUGAGAACAACCUGAGCAAGAUUGGAGCUGAUGGGUAUUUGAGGUUGUUGCUUUUUGAUGGAAAUAUUCUGCAGCCAAAUGAAUCUCGCCUUGUCAAGCAAAAGAUCAGUGAUCUCGUGCAAGGUCUAAAUUUUACCAGUGAUGAUGGCUCUACUGAAACGAACAGCUGCGAGCAGUCAGAUUCUUCAUUUACGAAAUGUGAAGCCAAUUCGACCAUGUCAGAUGCAAUUUUGCCUGGAAGAGACAUAAUUUGUGCAUUCAACUACAGUUGUUGUUGCCUUCACAAGAGAAAGGACUUGGUUUUGUAUUUCAGGCAUGCUUUCAAUGCACUUUCUGAAAGAGGCGGUACAUUUGUAAUGGAUGUAUAUGGUGGCACGUCAUCUGAAUGCAAGCUUCGUUUCCAGAGGAGAUUCCCCAGCUUCACUUAUUUCUGGGAGCAAGAAGAGUUUGACAUCAUAACUCGUGAAACAAGGAUCAGCCUCCACUUUCAAGUUGGAAAGAAGCAAAUGAUACGGCAUGCUUUCACGUACCAUUGGCGCCUGUGGUCGAUACCGGAAAUCAAGGACUGCCUGGAGGAAGCAGGAUUUAAGUCCAUCCACGUCUGGUUCAGGGAGAUGCCAGACACCAAAUCAAGCGGAAACGCCAGGGAGUACACUGCCGACCGCGACGUGAAGUACGAGGAGCUCCAGCGUUUCAACCAGGCAGACCUUGGAACGCGUACAUAG
Molecule: messenger RNA, 1197 nt
Organism: Triticum turgidum subsp. durum (durum wheat)
Lineage: Eukaryota; Viridiplantae; Streptophyta; Magnoliopsida; Poales; Poaceae
Source: the annotation of a GenBank genome assembly